Durio zibethinus is the source of this 803-nucleotide messenger RNA. RefSeq lists its product as uncharacterized. NCBI's taxonomy places the organism in Eukaryota, Viridiplantae, Streptophyta, Magnoliopsida, Malvales, Malvaceae. The record is from RefSeq and is a predicted model, not a curated record.
UUCCAAAAAAAUAAUUUCUCCUCUCUCAAAAAAAUAAUUUCUCCUCUCUCGCUGCCAAACAUUAGAAUUUAUAACUGUUAUUGAAUCUUUCUCAUUUUGAAGAGUUUUGAGAAACCAUCAUUUGUAUGAUUAAAUAGGUUAAAUUUAUUUUCAUGGCAUCCUUGGCGAGGAAAAUGCCCAAAUACUACAUGUGCAUUCAAUCAAUCCUUGCUUGUUUUCAUAUCUAACCGUUCUCAUUUUAAUGGGUUGGAAUUUUUAAAGGAUUGUUUUGUAUUUCAUCUGUUGGGAUGAUUAUGCCUUGUUCAGUUGGUGUUCUAUAGGUUGAGUUUAUGAAUUUUGUGACUGAUGAAAUUGAGGGCUGUUGCUUCGAGAAAGGACGUCACAAACGUUAUGUGGAAAUGGUCAGAACUAUGAUGUGUCAGUUUGCUCCUUUGAAGGAGGAGAUAAAGAUGCAUGUAAUUAUGGAGAAUGGUUUAUCUCCAUGUUAUUGCAUUACAGAUGCAUUGCGUUAUGAAACUUUGUGGGAUAUUGGCGUACUGGAUAUAAAGAAGCAUUUAACCUCUGCCGAUUUGGAGGAUAUACUUGAGAAAGUAGCUUGGAGAACAAACUGUUCAAUGCUUUCAGGCGGGAGAUAUGGCAGCAUGCGGCUUUUUUCUUGGGCUGUUGCUCAUGUCUUAGAGUGUGGGCCUUUUGGUUCAUUUACUGAUGAGGUCAUCAACUUGAUUAAAAUUGCUGAGGCACGGAGAAGAUAUAAGGCUACCGAUACAUCAGCAGGCACCAUAUCCUUUGGGCAGUUGGUUUGA